Paramecium tetraurelia is the source of this 306-nucleotide messenger RNA. RefSeq lists its product as uncharacterized. Lineage: Eukaryota; Ciliophora; Oligohymenophorea; Peniculida; Parameciidae. The record is from RefSeq and is a predicted model, not a curated record. The transcript has 2 exons.
AUGUUUAAACCGAAUUUCAUAGGGUAAUCCAAAUCACUCCCCUAAGAUGACUUUGAAAAGUAUAUCAAGACAACCUUAUAGGAAAAUUAUUACAUGUCUUGUUUAGAUACAUGUUUUACUGAUUACUCUACUCCCAUUUCAGGACAAGAGAAAGUUUGUUUGGCCAAAUGUUUAGAUAGAGCUUACGACUCCUUGAGACUUGUCUAAAAGAUCAUUGAUCCCUUUGACAGUCUGAAAUAGAAGAAAUUUUACUACAAAUUAGAUGGACAAAAUGUGUUAGGCUUGAAGAAGGAUUAAAUGUUAUGA